Epinephelus moara (kelp grouper) is the source of this 2445-nucleotide messenger RNA. RefSeq names its product E3 ubiquitin-protein ligase TRIM39-like. Bases 221 to 1918 code for a protein of 565 amino acids. The transcript is spliced from 3 exons. Gene Ontology annotation, molecular function: protein binding; zinc ion binding. NCBI's taxonomy places the organism in Eukaryota, Metazoa, Chordata, Actinopteri, Perciformes, Serranidae. The record is from RefSeq and is a predicted model, not a curated record.
CUCAGAGCUUCCUCUCAAAUAACUGACCUCAACAUUAAGUGGUACCACCUUCAGCUUAUGUUAAGCCAGAGAAAACCUGUGUGUUACUAGAAUCACGUCCAAACACGAGGAAGAACAAACCUCUCCAUCAGAGCUGCAGUGAGAGACGGACCAACACCGGACAGACAACAUUUCAACAACAACACAGCGGAGUCUCUGCUGAACACUGCAGGAGGCCACGAUGACGGCAGAGGACCUUUUGAACGCUCUGGAGGAUCUGAAAGACGAUGAAUUUAAGACCUUCAAAUGGUACCUGCAGCAGCCUGACAUCCUGGAAGGCUACCAAGCCAUCAAAGUGUCCAAACUGGAGAAAGCAGAAAGAUGGGACACAGUGAACGUGAUGGUGAACACCUAUAAACCUGAUGGAGCUCUGAAGAUGACCAAGAAGGUCUUAGAGAAGAUCAACAGGAAUGAUCUGGUGCAGAGUCUGUCAGACACCAGCUCAGGACCACGAGAUAUGGCUGCUGCAAACACUCUGCCAUCUGAGGAUCAGAUCGGAGAGAGGGCAGAGCAACAAGUGUCCACACCAGGAGAAGUUCCCUGUGACGUCUGCACUGGAACCAAACUGAAGGCCCUGAAGUCCUGCCUGGUGUGUCUGGUCUCCUACUGUGAGACUCACCUGGAGCCUCAUCUGACAAUGUCAGGCCUGAAAAGACAUCAGCUGAUCGACCCUGUGGAGAACCUGGAAGACAGGAUGUGUACGAAGCACGAUAAACCUCUGGAGCUGUUCUGUAAGACCGACCAGACAUGUGUCUGCAUGCUCUGCCAUGUUUCAGACCACAAGACACAUCAUGUUGUUCCUCUGAGGGAAGAAUAUAAAAACCAGAAGGCUGAGCUGGGGAAGACAGAGGCUGAACUUCAGCAGAUGAUCCAGAAGAGACAACAGAAGAUUCAGGAGAUCAAACACUCAGUCGACCUCAGUAAAGAAGAUGCAGACAGAGAGAUAGCAGAAGGUGUUCAGGUCUUCACUGCUCUGAAGGAGUCUGUUGAGAGAGGCCUGAAUGAGCUCAUCAAAAUGAUAGAGGUGAAGCAGAGGAGGACACAGAGACUGGCUGAAGCUUUAAUUAAAGAUCUGGAACAGGAAAUCUCUGAGCUGACAAAGAGAAGCACUGAGGUGAAGCAGCUCUCACACUCUGAAGACCACCUCCAUCUUGUCCAGAGGAUCGAGUCCCUGAAAGCCCCUCAUCUUUUGAAGGACUGGACAAAGGUCAGCAUCUGUCCAUCUUCACAUGAGGGGACUGUGGUGAGAGCUGUGUCUCAGCUGGAGGAGACACUUAAUAAAGAGAUCAAGAAGUUGCUUGAAGCUGAGCUGAAGAGGGUCCAGCAGUAUGCAGUGGAUGUGACUCUUGAUCCUGAAACAGCAAAUCCUAAAUUCAUCCUGUCUGAUGACAGGAAACAAGUGAAAUAUGGUAAUGUGAGGAAAAAUCUCCCAGACAACCCAGAGAGAUUUUCUGAUGAUGUCUGUGUCUUGGCAAAACAGAGUUUCUCUUCAGGCAGAUUUUACUUUGAGGUUCAAGUUAAAAAAAAGAGUGAAUGGGCUUUGGGAGUGGCCAGAGAGUCGAUCAACAGGAAGGGAAACAUCACACUGAGCCCUCAGUAUGGUUUCUGGACUAUUUGGUUGAGAAAUGGAAAUGAGUACAAAGCUCUUGCUGGUCCUUCAGUCAGUCUCUCUCUGAAGUCUCAGCCUCAGAAGGUGGGGGUGUUUGUGGAUUAUGAGGAGGGUCUGGUCUCCUUUUAUGACGUAGAUGCUGCAGCUCUUAUCUACUCCUUUACUGGCUGCUCCUUCACUGAGAAACUCUUCCCAUUCUUCUGUCCCUGUCUUUAUGAUGACGGUAAAAACUCUGCACCUCUGAUCAUCUCUCCUGUCAGAGUAAAAUAAUCACUUAUUUCAUGUACUGAUUUAUUUCUUUACUUCAGGGAACAACUGUCCAUAUUUAGUGUGAAUCCUGUAUAGUUUAUAUCUUACUUUCUAAGGAAUCUGUUCACUGUGCUGAUGUACAUGUUUAUUGUUUGUAUCCCAUCACACAGGCAGCAUGUUAAUCUGACACUUUCAUGUCUUCAACUCUGCAUCAUGACACAAACUUUAUGUGGAGAAUAUCUAUUUAAACCUGUGUUAAACCCACAGACAUUUACUCUCACUGACAGAAGAAAUCACUGUUUGUAAAGACGCCAAAUAUGUCAGGCUGCAGUUUGACUCUGAACAAAUUUUUCUUUUUGAUUUUUUUUUUACUUGAUUAUUUUGUCUGGGAAGUGGUUUGAUAAUUACUGGUGACUUUGGACAAGUUUAAUGUGUUGUUGGAUACUGGUGAGAUGGUUUAUGAGUCACAGAAAUCUGUAAAUAUGUGAUUGUUGAAUGAAAUAAACUAGUUGUUGAACACAAGGCCUGAGUAAGCAGUGACUUGAACA